UCACGUCAUGUCAGUCCAGUCAGUUGCGAAUUGUCGAUCGUGGUUAGUGUAAUUUUUCGUUGAAAGAAAAUUGAUAAAUUUUUAUGAUGUGAUAUGAGUCUAUGAGAGUAAUGAGUUUCUAUAAUUGAUAUUGACACCUAUAAAAAUGAACGACGAAAAACAACCACUAUUAAUAGGACCAAACAGUCCCCUAGAUAAUAACGAGAUUCAAACACUAGAAUUAGCGACUGGACCUAUCCUUACUCCAAAGGACGAAAAGGUGAAAAAUGUGUACCAUCCUGCAUCUGAAAGGCACCUGGAACAUCCCACUUCGAAUUUCGAUACGAUGAUUCACCUACUUAAAGGGAAUAUUGGCACUGGUAUCUUAGCAAUGCCCGACGCCUUUAAAAAUGCGGGAUUAUAUUUUGGUGUUUUUGGUACAUUAUUUAUGGGAUUUAUUUGCACACAUUGCAUGCAUAUAUUAGUUCAGUGCGCAACCGAGCUUUGUGUAAGAAAUCAAAGACCGGCGAUGGGUUUUGCGGAAGUUGUUGAAGAUGCAUUUGCCAUGGGCCCAGUAGCACUACGACCGCACUCUCAAAGAAUGAAGAAUAUAGUAAAUAUAUUUUUGGUAAUAACACAAUUGGGAUUUUGUUGUGUUUACUUUUUGUUUGUUGCAACUAAUCUUCAAGAUACGUUAGAAAUAUUUCACAUCAACCUGAGCGUACAUACGUAUCUAGUGUUACUGUUUCCAUGUUUCUUGGCCUUGGCUAUGGUGAAGAACUUAAAGUACCUGACACCAGUUUCAUUGGUAGCUUCUAUAAUGACAGCUUGGGGUUUGAUAGUGACAUUUUAUUAUAUAUUGCAAAACUUACCGCACACCAAUACUGUGAAACCGUUUGCGAGCUGGCAUCAAUUACCUUUGUACUUUGGGACCGCUAUCUUUGCGUUUGAGGGCAUUGGAAUGGUAUUGCCUUUAGAGAAUAAUAUGAAAACACCAGAAGCAUUUGGAGGAUGGAAUGGCGUGCUCAAUACGGGCAUGGUGAUAGUUGCCGUGUUGUACGCAUCUAUUGGAUUCUUUGGAUACUUGAAGUAUGGCAAUCAUGUCCAUGGCAGUAUCACUUUAAACCUACCGGGCGAUUUGUUGGCUCAAAGUGUACGAGCCGUGAUGGCCUUUUCCAUUUUCCUGUCUUUCGGCUUACAGUUCUACGUGCCCAUGAAUAUUGUAUGGCCAUAUGUUAAAUCUAAAUUGACUUCAGAUUAUGCUCUGAAACACGGCGAAGCAGCGACAAGAGUCGUUAUGGUAUUUAUCACAUUUGUGUUGGCGGCAAUCAUUCCCAAUCUGAGUGGUAUCAUUUCCUUAGUGGGAGCGUUUAGCAGUUCCGCUUUGGCGAUUAUUUUUCCGCCAUUCAUCGAGAUCAUAACGUUUUGGCCAGACAGGCUCGGUAAAGAUGACUGGAAGCUAUGGAAAGAUGUAUUAAUUAUAGUAUUCGGUGUGUCCGGUUUUGCAUUCGGUACUUACGCAAGCAUAGAUAAUAUUCUACAAACCCCGUAAACCAAAGACAACUUAUACAGAUCUCUGAAACAGACAAAUUCUACAAUGACAAUAAUUUUAUUUAGUUUAUAAUAGAGAUUUUAUGCAUAGCUGGUAGGUGUAGAUUCAAUAUACUCAGAAUGUAUUUUUUAGUAGAACCCUUAUAAAAGUAUUACAA
Papilio machaon (common yellow swallowtail) is the source of this 1688-nucleotide messenger RNA. RefSeq names its product proton-coupled amino acid transporter-like protein pathetic. Gene Ontology annotation, biological process: amino acid transmembrane transport. Bases 146 to 1531 code for a protein of 461 amino acids. The record is from RefSeq and is a predicted model, not a curated record. NCBI's taxonomy places the organism in Eukaryota, Metazoa, Arthropoda, Insecta, Lepidoptera, Papilionidae. Gene Ontology annotation, cellular component: vacuolar membrane. Gene Ontology annotation, molecular function: amino acid transmembrane transporter activity. The transcript has 6 exons.